UCGUCGUCGUAGUAGUCGUGCUCCAGUAUUCCGUAGUGGCUGGUCGGGUGGAUUGCACAUUUUUAAUUGCCAACAUUGUUAAGCGUUAUUUUCGUUCAUUCGUUUUGCUCGCUCGGUCGCUCGCUCGUCGUUCAUCCGUUUGGUUGGCGCUCGAUAGUUGGCCAUUUUUAGUUUAGCCAAGAAGCAGCAGGUGCGUUAACGUGUGUGGUGUUUUGUUUCCAAGAAGCUCUACAGUUUUCUUUUUCAUACCAUUCUGCAUAACGGUCGAGGAAAAAGGUGUUACGGUAGUGAGAAAUAGAAAAAAAAAAUAGAAACGGAAAAACACAAAGAUUUAAAAAUUUCCUAAAACUCCAACAACUGUUGGCUUUCUCAUUUUUUUUCGGUGAAAAAUUUGGGGAAAAACCCAAGAAGUGGAAGCCAAUUGACAAAGUUCCCAGAACGAUAACAAGUUUGAAAUUUUCGGUAUUUUUUUGAAACCUUACCAUCAUCAUCCUCAGUUUCGCCAUCAUCGCCAGGCUUUGGAUUAACGGCAGCUUACUUCGUUUGCGCUAAAUUUUGGCGCACUACUUUUGCUUACAUCUUCUGCAUCCUCCCCUUCUUCUUCUGCUUUCUGGGGAAUAGUUUUCUUCUUAAAGGAGGAGCACGACAGAAAAAUUCACAACUUGUUGGUCCGGAGUGGUAUGUUGAUAAAUUUUAGCCGCCAUGGAUCCCAGUGCUUUACAAAACAUGGAUCGGGACGCAUUAAAGAAACAAAUCGAAAAUAUGAAAUAUCAGGCCUCGAUGGAGAGAUGGCCGUUAUCUAAAAGCAUUGCAGAAAUGCGUGCGUUUGUCGAGGAGAACGAGAAAAAUGAUCCAUUGAUAAAUGCCCCGGAUAAAAAGAACAAUCCGUGGGCCGAAAAGGGUAAAUGUGUCAUUAUGUAAUAUUAUCGUAAACCACAAAAAUACCCUAAUAUAAAACAUCAACAACAACAAUAUAAUAGCUAUCAACAACAACCACUUAAUAAUUAUAACAAACCUAACAUCAGCAAUUAUAACAACAGUAACAACAAUAGAAGACAACCACCCUUAGAAUCUACUUCUCUCUUAACGGAAAAUGAGGCCAUCAUUGUUGAUCAGCCAGAAUAUCUGUACAAUUCCCUAGAUACAAAUGCUGAGCCGAAUAUCUUCACUCAAAAUGAUUACAAUGGUCUAGAUCCUGAAGAAUCUGCAUCAUCUUCUACACCAUUUCUCUAUCACACGGAAGAUUUUUAUAAAAAUAAUAAUUACUAUUAUUACAAUUAUAAUUUGAAUUAUCAUGAACUGCAAGAGGAGCCGUCACGGACCAAUAAGUUUUUGAAGAAAUUCAAACGACGAACCCAGCGUGAAUUGUUGCAAUGGCCGAUAUUGCAACCUCUGGUGGUGUUGAUGAUAUGGCUGCAGGCAAAGUUUUGGCAAAUGUAUUACGAUGUAAUUAUGCGUAUGAAGAACUAGCCGAGGAAGGAUCUGGAAUCAAAGGAACGAAAGAAAGAUGGAAGGAAGGCGUACAGAUGGUAACACCAGGAUCUCGAAGAACAUUAUAUGCCUAAAAUCAAUGAUGUUAAGUAUUUGAAACUGUUUGACUUGAAUUUUCCACACAUACAAUCUCAACUUUUUUUCUCCAUAAGCAUAAGUUUAUUUCUUAAGUAUCUAUAUCUACUUUUUAUCGAUAUUAUAUUACAUGAAUAACAAUUUAAACAACUACAACAACAACCAAACAAACAUUUCUUAAUUAUAUAUAUCAAAUCAAAAUUUGCAACAAAUCAACAACAACAAAUACUAAUAAAAUUUCCCCAGAAUAAUGGGAAAAAUGAAAUUCAAAACCAAUAAAACUCAUCAUCUUUGGCAUUUUUAUUUCUCAUGUUUAUGACUUACUUAACUGUUUUAUUAUGGUUUUACUUUCUUCUUCUACUUCUUCAAAGCAUUUCAUAUCGUAAAAACCCCCUCGAUAGUUGUCACCCAAAACAUCCACGAUUUUCUUAAAUUUCCUUUACUUUUACUUACCGACCAUCAUCAGCGUUGUCAUCAUCAACCUCAUCACCAAAUCAAACUCACCUCAUUUCAUUUAGUACCACCAGUAACAAGUAAAAAAAAAUAAAUAUUUGGCCCAUAAUUGAAUAUGAAACUUAGAUACCACAUUUGAAACAAACACCGCAGAACAGAAAGCCCACCCUGAUCUCUAUUAACUACACCAAAAAAAUAAAAUUGAGUAGACAACAAUGUAAGAAGCUAAGAAAAUCGAUUUCUUAACAUUUGAAAAAAAUACAUAUUUUUCUAAAUAAAUUUUACGAAAUUUAGUAACACAAAUCAUGUUAACGCUAAUUACAAUCCGUUUAGGCAAUUAAUUCCCGAAUCUAUUUUGUUUCACCAUAAAGGUUUCCUUUUUGCUUAAGAAAAACAAUUAACGAAAGCAAGCAAGCUAUUUCCCUAUUACUUUUACUUUUCCAUUAACAAAAAAACAACAUCAAGUAAAAUGCUACUAAAAAACAAAUGCUACAUUUUUAAAAUAAUAUUAUUUAUAAAGAAAACAACAACUAAUUAACUACUAUGUAGUGUUAACUAAAUAUGAGUCUCAUGAAAACAAAAGAAAAACUUAAAAAAAUUUAAUUUAUAAAACUUAUAAUUUUUUAUUUUCAUUUCAUUUGGCAUUUAGUGUUUGUAAGGUGUCAAGGUAUAGUUCUCGCUUCUUAUAGUAUGAGAAGGCUAGAGUGUAUGCUUUAAAAAGACAUUAAAAUGGUCAAAAUCGGUUCAAUACAACAGAGGCUGUGGCCAUUUCAUUGCAAUUACCCAAUAAUUAAAAAUAACCUUAUUUAUACAAAGAAUGCAGUAGAACUUGAGAAUUUAAGCAGCUUCAAUGAUGAGUUUUCAAUUCGUCAUCAAAACCAAAAUCCUCUAUAGAAUCGCCCAAAUUUAUGUCAACACAAACUAUUUGAGGCAAUGAAGCUAAAAAUAUUGUAAUUCCUAAGGCAUUUAUUUGCUGGAAAAUUCAUAGACUAUUCAUUAUCUAAAGGUGCAUUGUAAGGCUAUAAUGUAUUUUUUCAUAGGCCGUUGGAAUUUUCGAAAUCGGUCGAUUACAUUAAAAGCUGUGGUCAAUUCUUUGCAGUAACCCAAUAAAUAAUAAUGGUCAUACGCACCAGUGGUCAAAAAUUUAAAUUCCCCUAUAUCCAAGAAAAUGUAGGGAAUUCGAUGAGAAUUAAAAACACUAUAAUCAAAAUUGCACUGGAGAUUGUCAUAAAGAUUCUUGGAAACAAAGUUCCUAGGAGAAAUAACCAAAUCCCUUCAUCUUAAAUAAGUGCGACCGAAAAGCAAAAAAAAUGCUUCACUUUCUUUGGCUGUUAGUGUUUGAAAUAUAUGAGGACCGAUUUCUUACCUAAAGCAACAUUUUAGGGAUACCUUGUCCUCUACCAAUGUCUAUUUGAAUUUCGAGAAUAUGUCUUUUCCAAUAGAAGAUAUGGUCACUUCUUUGCAAUUACUCAAUAAUUAAUAAUAUUCAUACGCACCGAUGACCAAAUAGUAAAAUACCCCAAUAUCCUCGAAGACGCAAAAGGUUGUGAGAAUUGUUAAUGGUUUACACAACUUAUUACAAUAGGGAUCAUCAAAAAUGCAGUUUCGUUUUUGUUAUUUGGUGUUUGAAAACUAUGAGGAGCGAUUUUUUCGUAAAGCACCAUUUUAGGGAUACCAUGUUCUCUAUAAAAUCCCAUCCUAAGUUUGAAAAUAUGUGUCUUAGAAUAUAUGAUAUGGUCAAUUCUAUGCAAUGACCCAAUAAUUAAUAACAUUCUUAUCUACGAAGAUGCAAAAAAAUGGAAUUCUCACUGGUUAAGUGAUAACAAUCGACCUUGGAACCAAAAUUCCUUGGAAAAAAACAACCAAAUGUUCUUCACUACAAACAAUUAGGCCCAAAAAACUAAAAUAUCUUCAUUUCUUUGGUUUUUAGUGUUCGAAAAUUGCAAGGAAGGAUUCUUGUCCUAAAGCAGCCUUGCAAGACCGUAAUGUACUCUUUCAAAUGCCACCACAAGUUCGAAAAUAUAUUUAUUGGAAUGGAUAUUAUGAUCAAUUCUCUGCAAUUACCCAAUAAUUAAUAACACUAAUACGCACCUAUGGCCAAAGUUGAAAAUAGCCGAAUAUCUUCAGGAAUACACAAAAUACAUCAGAAUUAAGGCUUGUUUAAGUGACAUCUAUGUCAUCGCAGCUCUGCUGAUUAUUGAAGGUAUUAUUCCAACCAAUUUCCUUGGGAAAAAAUCGACUUCUCAGAUAAGGAAUAACUCUAAAAUAGCUCAAGAUUUUAUGAGAGUUUCGACGAUAAUUUUUGAAAAUAGCGUCAAUAUCAAUGCACAUAACCAGUUUAAAAUUUUGAUUCCUGAAGGUGUCCUCGAUAUGGAGUCCUGCUAAAGUUGUUGGGAAUUCCAUGAUCUUCUUUAAAUAAUUAUUUUGACCAUGACGUGCAAAUAGAGAUCGCUGACAAUUGGGAUGGCAAAUAUUCUGUCCUCUUUUCAGGCUUCAAAUUCAUGGGAAUUUCAAACACAUGCCCAAAAUGUAGAAUAUUUUGAACUGACAAUUAGGGAGAAUGUCAGGCGUAACACUUUGUUCAUUUGAUUUUGGGCCAUCGUUUGGUGCUGGAUCUCAUAUUUAUGGUAACCUUUGAAGUUAUCGUUUUGGUAGAGCCUAAAAUCGCUGCAAUCUCUUCGCUUUAAGGUUUUUAUCGAAGAUCUAUAUUGACCAUGGCCUUCGACUAGAGAUCACUCAACUUGUUUUGCAUAAGUCUCUUGUCAGGCUUUAGCAAUUCAUGCAAAUUGCAGACAAGUGUUUUUUGAAUUGAUAAUACGGGAGAAUGUCAAGCCAAUGGCCAUCUUUUGGUAUUGGCGAUCAUUUAUGGAAACUUUUGAGAUCCUCUCUUUAGUAGAGCCUAAAAUCGCUAAAAUUAAUGUCAAUCAUACUUACUACUGGCCCACGGAAGAAAGCCUAGAAUUACCAUACCAAAACGUUUGAGGGGCAAACCUUCGUACCAGAUCUAAAACAUUUUCGCCUCAAAUAGAGAUCAAAAAAUUUUGUAAAUUAAUUGAAUAUCACUGAAAUCACUCAAAAAUUAAAAUAAACCAUAUGCCCGAUUUUUAAAAAAUUAAAAUCAAGUAUACGAACUUCAGGUCCACAGAGGAAGUGGCUACAUCGAAACAUAAAACUACAUUACCAAGCCAAUUAAGGAGUUUUAAAAAUACUUCUAUGCUUCGGUGUCCGAAUCUUCAAAAUUGCGGAAAUUGGUACUGAUCCCAUAAAGUAAAUAAUCAGUUUGAAUAUAAACUUUCCAAAAAUUGAAAUAAUCAUACGCCACUAUGUCCAGCAAAUAAUAUCAAGUAUACGCAAUAGAUGCCCACGAAAACGCUUUAAACGUUUUAAAUUCGAUUCAAAAAUUAUUGAGUUUGAUACUAAACAAACACUAUUUUGUCAAUUUCAAAACUUUUUCUGUUUUAUAUUUUUUAAUAUAUUGGAUUUUAUUUUGUAUUCUGAGUAAUUUAUAAUAUUUUAUCUAAAUUAAAAUUAAUAAAAUUUGAAGCUAUGUAGAUUUUUUGAACUAUUAAUUUGAGUAGGCCACAUUUAUUAAUUUGUAGAAUUAUUUUGUAUUUAAAACUACAAUGGAAACUCUCACAAGGAUAUUUGGUUGAAAAUGAAUUUGGGGAGAAAAAAGAAUCCUUUAAGAGUAAAUUUGUGGAUAUCUACUUGUGAGAGUUUCCAUUGAACCCAAAACUAAGCAAAACAACAACAACAAACUGGAAUAUCUACCAAAGAUGAAUGACAAGUGCUUCAAGUUCAGAGAAAAGAUGAGCAACAAACAAAUGUACCAAAGCAAGAUGUACAACCAAUGUACGAAGAGAAAAAGGAAGCAGCAAUGGAACAGGAUAAAGCCUAAAACGACCAUCAAAUAUUAUUAUUAUUAUGAUAUAUGAACUAAUAAAGUUUAUUAAUUUAAUAAAUUAUAUAUAAAUUUUAAGGCAAACCGAAAACCAAAAGGUAGCAAUCAAUACAUACAUACAUAUUUUAAGCUAUGAAAAAACAACAACAACAACAACUAAAUGAACAAUUCGUAGAGCAUUAAAAAUUUAGAGAAAUUUAUUGAAAGAAAAUACAAACAAAAAUAUUACAAAUAUAUAUAUAGAAGCCCACAAAUAAACCCCAAAAAGAAAUAUUAUUUGCCAAACAAAAUAAAAUCCUUUCCACCCAAAAAAACAAACAAUUUACAGAUCCUUUAACAAAAAUCCUGGUAAUUUUUUUCCUUAAAAAAUAAAUAAAAAAUAUAUUUUUAUUUUGGUUUUUAGUAGAAGUUUAGAAGAGCAUACUAUUAACAACACAAUGAACUAUGGAUAUAUUUACAAAGAUAUAUGAAAUAAAUUAAUAAAAAUUUAAAAAAAAAAAAUCAGCUCUAAACUUUAUACACAUCAACCAAGAGAAAAGAAAACCAACCUAUAACAAAAAGGACUUAAAAAAAUUAUAUUAAAGAACAAAAAAUACAAAAGCUGAUAUAACUUCAAUGAAAACAAAGAAAAGAAAAACAGAAAUAUAUAUUAUAAAAUAAAAGGCGCUGACCUUCUGGUUUAAAAAUAAGUAAAAAUAUUAGUUUAUGUUGAGAAAAUAAAUAAAUCGAAAAUGUAGAAGUAUAAAAUAAAACAAAUAUAAAAAAAUAAUAAAUACAAGAUAAAGAAAGGUAAACAAAACAAAGCUUACAAUUUGCAAACAAACAACCAACAAAAUAAAAAGACGACAACAACAUCUGUCACUUGAGAACAAAUACAACUUGCAUAAAAAAAUUUAAUUUUAUUUUUAAAAGAAAAAAAUACAUUUAAAAUUAAUAUAUUUUUAAUUAUCAGUAAUGACAUAAAAAAUACGGUAGUUUUAAUUUUUAAUUACAAUUUUAAAAAUUAUUUCUUAAUUAUAAUUUUUAAAUAUGAUUUUUAAAACAAAAUAAAAUAAUAUUAAAAAUUAAAAUAAACACAUACCACAAUAAUAAUAAAUAACAUGAAAAUAGUAGCAUUUGAAAAAAAAUAAAAUCAUAAAACAAUAGUAGCAAAUUAUAUUUAAAAAAAAUACAAAAGCAAUUAUUUUAAGCAUUUUCAAAAAUAAAAAUAAUAAUAACAACAAACAGGAAUAAGAUCCAACAAGCCUAAAUAAAAUAAAUAAUUAUAUAACACAACAUUAACAGAGAAAAAAAUCUAGGGAAAGUUAUGGAAGGAAAAUUCCAAGGAAUGGAUAAUUACUAAGGAAGCUAAAAGGCUGCGAAUGGCCUUGGACAAAACGUUAAGUCAUAAGGUAAUACAAACGUAAAAUGAAACCAACAUGUAUCUACGAAAUGAAGUAACAGCAGAAAAAAACCAAAGAAGAAGGACGACCUAAGAGUCAAGGAUUAAGUUGAUGGCUUACGAAGUGGAAUCAAAAGAAAUUAAAACGUCGUGGAAAUUAACCCUAUAUUUAUGGAAAAAUUAAAUUGAACAGUGUGGCUUGUUUGUUCGGGAUACCGUAGUAUUUUGUUGUUGCAAAAUGGUCAGGCUUUAUCCCUUUAUUGUGGUUUUUAUAAAAACAACGUUUGUUUAUUAGUGGAAAAAAAUUAAAUUUCGAAAAAUCGUCGCUGAUGAAGGAUAUUCAAUCCCUGGAAGUUAAAAUCUCAAGAAUGACCUCCUCUAUCAAGAAUGGAAACUUUGGUCGGCUUUGCCAUUCUAUCAAUGAGUUAUUAUGGCAUCCACUAACUUUUGGAAGACCUCCGCUCUUAAGGACCUCCAAUUUUCAUGGUAGUACCAAUUUCUACAUCUGGCAUUCGUUUCUGGGAGGUCUAAUUUCAUCAGGUAUUCUAAAUGCAUGCAUCAAAAUCGACUUCGAAUAAAACGUCGAAAUUAAACCUCUUCUUCGCUAAGAAAGGAUAUCCAUUUCUUUACAAGCAGUGACAGUUAAAUGCUCACAAAUACUCUCCUUUCAUGAAGACAGCAGCCUAGGUUGAGGAAUGUCGCAUUUUCAUCCUUAAUUUGACAUCUUGUCAAUGAUAUACGUUCUUUCAGGGAAGAAAUAUCAACUAACUCUAGACGAGCUAUUGAAGAGCUAUCCACAGCUUCCAUUAGACUCUCUACCGUAUGGAGACCUUUGACCUUGCAUUCUUUUAAUCGUCUAUGGGAUGCCUUCUUUUCGAUGUUGAUCCCAAAUUUUUCUUGCUAACUAUAGCUCCAAUAGGCAAAUGGUGCUACGGAAGGUUUGUAAUUUUUCUCACAAACGUAAUUCGUGGAGAUAUGUCGACAUCUAUUGAAGAACUGUCCAUAACUAUCGAUAGGGUCUACAUACGCUAUAUCUGAAUAAUCUCUUAGCUUUAGGCUUGCUAUCCUCAGGCUAAGGACAAAGCCAAAGAAGAGCUCCUAUACCAGUUCACAGCUGAGGUCUGUUUUCAACAAGACGAUUAAAGAGUCCGUUAUUGCUCCAUUCUCGCACGACAAACGCAGCUCUUGUACCCCUUUCCCUCGCAAACUUCAAUUCAAUAACCGCAGGGAGAAAGACUAAGGCGUCAACCUCCUUCUAGAGGACCUCCAUUUCAGAGAGUCCCCUUUGAAACUACAGUUCGUUUUAUAUCUAUAGGAUCCUCUCCUUCUAGAAGGUUUUGCUAUACUCUUCUAUAGUUUUCUGCGGGCCCUUGGGAAGUUCGGCAGAAGCGAGUUUUGAAGAGUAAACUUUUUUUGCUAUUGGGGUGAGGAGGGGUAGGGGAAGUUAGAGGUAUGGCCAGCAUUCUCCUUGAAUUCCUCUUUUUCGGCUUACCAUCCCAACCUCUUUUUCGAAUUUGAUGAUUCUGUAGCUGCUUUGUCUGCUUCUUACUUCAUGGAGCUCUAAUUUUAUUAAUGAACGACUUCUCGGAACUGCAUUCUCUGUAAAGAUGUUGAACCUGUACUCAAAUCAUCAACAAGACAAGUAAAAUAUUUCGUUAGAGGGUCAAAGUUGAAAGUUAUUUUUUUCAGAAAAAUAUGUUUUGAAAUCUACGGACCUAUUUCAAAUUCAUUCCAUUAAGAAGAUUUCAAUAUUCACUAAAUUUCAAUAGUGUGGUGUGUCCUCUAAAAAUAGUAAUUUGAAUUUUUCAAAUUGGACAAGUUUCCGAAAAGUUAUGGACAAUUUGAAAAAUUCCCUCAAAUUAAUAACAAUCAUACGCCACCAUGUACGCAAUUUCAAAAUCAAUAAUAAUCAUACUCUUCCCCAAUAUAUAUUUACAUCUUUAAACUUAUUUGAAUAGUGUGAUCUGUUCUCUAAAAAUAGUAAUUUAAAUUUUUCAAAUCGGCCUAACUUACAAAAAGUUAUGGACAAUUUAAAAAGUAUGAAUAACAAUUGUGCGCCCCAAUGUCUAAAUUAAUAAUAAUCAUACGCCAAUGUGAAUGGAUUUAAUUUUUCCAUAAAUUAUUGGGUACAUCGGAAGAAGGUGAACCAUGUUUUUGGAAACCAAAAUAUUAUUUUGCUGGCAAAGAGAAGGAAACCAAAUAGAAAAAGGAAAUCAAAAAACCAACUCAAGCAAAUCAACACUGAGAGGAAAAAAUCAGUUAACAACAUCAAUAACAAAGUAACAAAACUACAACUAAUAAAAACACAUAAAUGGUAUUAAAAAAGUGGUUAAAUUACGACAACAACAACAGUUAAACGAAAUAUAUAAAGCAAAAAUAAACUAACAAUUUUAAAGUUUGUUAAAACUGGAAAUUUUUAAAGGUAAGUUCAAAAACAAAGUAAACAAAAUUGUUAUGCAUAUGAAGGUUAUAUAACAAAUUUUAAAACAGAUAAUGAAAAUGGAAAUCAAUGGGAAAUGUUAAUCAAAAAUAAAACGAAACCGAAGAAAUUAUGGUGAUUGUAUAACCUGUGCGGAAUCAAAACAGAAACCGGAAACCAAAAAAUUACACACAAAUGGUAUGACAUUAAAGUGUAAUGGUUAAGGCCAGAGUUAAAUAACAAGCUUUCCAUUUAAUUAUUAAAUAAAAACAAAAUUAAUAGAGGAAAUACUUAAGAUAUAAACAAAACAUAUAUACGGAUAUAAUAAUAAUGAUAUGCAUAAAUAAUAUAUUAUGACAACAGCAAAUAUAUAUUAACAUUAUUAUAGAUUUUAAGAUAACAGAAAUACGAUACCAUUUUGCAAACCAAAUCCAACAAAAGGCAUACACGGUGAUUUUUUCAUUUCGAUUAAGAGACAACAUGAAAAGGGAUUUUUUACAUAAGACAAUCAGAGGACGGGUGAGAACAUGGAAAUAAAAGCUAAAUAUAAAUGGUGUACCAAUAAUUGCCAUAUUUGUUCUUUAAGGACCCAAAAGGAAGAAAAAAUUGUCAAAUUAAUUUUUCAAGGGCCUAUUUGUUAUCAAUUUCUUAAGAACUUUUCCAAGCUUUUCACAAAUUUGAAUGGUGGAAAGUAUUCUCUAAAAAUAGUAAUUUGAAUUUUUAAAUUCAACUAAAUUUUAACAAAUUUAAGGGCAAUUUAUUAAAUUUUGCCAAAAUUAAUAAUAAUUAUACGCCAUAGUGUCCACAACCAAAAUAAAUGAUUUUUGGGGCUAAGACUAAAGAAAAAAUUAUUUUAUUUCUUUCACAACAAUAGCGAAGGAUCUCAAAAAACCACUUUAAUUGGUAAUCUGAGAAGUCCUCCUGUUUGUAAGAUUCUGGAAAGCAAUUUAAGAAAAUACAACAUUUUUUUUCAAGAGCCUUCUUGAACAAAGUUUCCCAAGAAGUCUCUCGUAUUAUAGUAAAUUUGAAUAGGAUGCACUGUCUCCCAAAAACAGUAUUUUGAAUUUUUACAAUCCACACAGUUUUGGCAAAGUUAUGGUCAAUUUACUAAAAUUUCACAUAAUUAAUAGCAAUCAUACGCCAUGAUGGCCACAAUUUAAAUUUGUGAAUUUCGAGGUUACUGUCAAGGAACCGAAUCUUGGUUUUCCAUUUCAGUAGCAACAACAGAGUACAGCCGACAAGAAAUUGUUGAUGUAAAUGUAUCUGUUAUAUAUAGGCUCCAGAGAAAGGAAUUUAAUUUUACUCAAAAAAUUGGAAGUUCCUUUCCAUGGGCCUAUUUAAUAAAAAAACUCAAAAGACGACUUUCCAUAUUAUCUUGUUUCUAGUAGUGUGGACUGUCCUCUAAAAAUAGAAAUUACGAUUUUAUAAAUUCAUCAAUUUUCCAAAAAGUUAUGGUCAAUUUAAUACAAUUUCCCGAAAUUAAUAACAAUCAUACGCAAUGGUGUCCACAAUUGAAAUAAGCGAAUUUUGCUGAUAUUUCACAAGAAACUCAAGAGGUUUUUCAUUCCUAAUAACAUCAGCAAAGCAGCCAUUAUUUAAAAUUAAAAAAAAAAACUUAACUUUUAUGGUUUUAAUGAGACUAACAAUUUAAAAAUAAAAAAUAGGUAUGGAGAUUUGAAUUUUUGAAAAUAUUUUUGGAUAAAAAUUACAAGACUUGAACCUUCCACAAUAACACAUUUUAAACCUUCUUAUGUCCUUAACAAAUAGAAAAUUGUAAUUGUAAAAUGACUUAGUAUCACCAAAGUUAGAAGCCAUUAAUUUCGCGAUCCCAAUAUCUAAUUAUCAUACGAUAUAAUCCUUAAUUUUUUAAGAGCUUAAGGAUUCAAAUUUCUCUGGAUUUUAUUCGCCUUUUAAAACUGUUGGGCUUGGAAGUCUUUUCCAGAUUGAAAAAUAUGUGGAAACAGCCGCUAUUGGUAAUGUAAAAUAAGUGGAAAAUUUUUAGCAAUUAAUUUCUUGAUAUUCAGAAGGCCUAAUCCCACCAAAAUAUCGGAUUAAUGGACUCCAUCUUAAACACAAUUUUAAAGCCCAUGAUGUUCUUCAAAAAUAGAAAUUCUUUAAUUUUAAAUUGUCCUAUUAUCAAAAAAGUUAUGAGUAAUUUUAUAAAUAAACCCAAUAAAUAAUAAUACUUAUACGCCACAAUGUCCGUUCAUUAAAUGGACGAUAUUAGGGCAUAUCCCAACAAAUCUGUGAAUUAAAGUUUCCAAUUGAAUUUUUCAAGAUUGUUGGCAAUUGCUAACACCUUUUUUCUCACACUUCUGUGGUUGUUUGUGUAAAAAAUCCCUAAAAUGUUAUUGAUUUCCAUUUAAAUAAAAACACAAAAAUUAAGAAAACAUUUUUAACAUAAAUUAAAUUUAAAAACGUAUUUAAACUAAAUAUAACGAAUAAUUACAAAAAAAAAAAAACACAAUAUAUAAACAUAAAAAGGAAAUGUUAUAAAAAUUAAAAAAAAAAAAACUGGAUGUGAAUGCAAAAGGAAACCUUACAAAAGAAUGUUAAAACCGAGAGAAAUAUAAUCGGACUGAAAACAAAAUUUCAGUUCGAUUAAAUUUGAAUGAAGGCUUAGAAAAGAGCUCAAUUUAGUUGUAUGUGAAACAAAAUGAAGUACUUACAGAAUGUUAAAUUUAAAAAUUGAAAUAAAAUAUUUAACUCAAAACAAAUAUAUAACCUUAAAGAAACCAAAACCAAAAAAACAUAGUUUAUGAUCUUAUAAGUCGGUGUUGUUAUAACAAAAAAAUAUCUAAACAAUAUUCAUGUUAAAUUCAUUGAAAGCAAAAAAUAACAAACAAUUUUAAACUAUUACCAAACAAAAAAAAAAAACUUAUAAAAAACAAUAUUUACUAUAACAUUUGCAUGAUCCAAAAACCACAAUGUAAGGUUAAGUUUAUAAAAUAGUUUUAAUUGCAAUUUUGAAAAACUAAAAAAAAAAAAAAAACAAAACUUUCAAAAUAAAUGUGUCAAAUUUAGGUUUACUAUAUAAGCUAAGGUUAUAAGUAUAUUUAACAAACAUAAUGUUAAUUAGAAAAAUUUAAAAAUUAAAUGAUUCAAAAAGUUGCCCACUACAAGAAAAAGUUUCAAACUCAAAAACUCUCUCUCUAACACCAUCAACGUAGAGAGUUACAAUUUGAACCUUUUUUAAAAACAAAUAAAAAAGAAAAAAUAACAAAACUUAAAUUUAAAGAAUUUUUUUUAGCAAGUUAAGUGAUAAAUUAUAUAUAAAUAUCCCCCACAUUUUUAACAUUAACAACUACAUACUCGAAAAGUAAAUCGAAGAACAACAAAAAAACAUUCAUUAUUAAAUAUUACAUUAAAAUUAUAUAGCGUGAAACAAAAUAUAAAACAUUAAAUAAAUUAAGUCAAUCCAAACAACCUAAAAAAGAAGGGAAAUUCUCACAAAUUUCCCCUGAAUCUCAAAAACAAAAACCAAAAA
Musca domestica (house fly) is the source of this 13207-nucleotide messenger RNA. RefSeq names its product guanine nucleotide-binding protein subunit gamma-e (gene Ggamma30A). Gene Ontology annotation, cellular component: heterotrimeric G-protein complex. NCBI's taxonomy places the organism in Eukaryota, Metazoa, Arthropoda, Insecta, Diptera, Muscidae. Gene Ontology annotation, biological process: phospholipase C-activating G protein-coupled receptor signaling pathway; sensory perception of taste. The transcript has 3 exons. Bases 703 to 921 code for a protein of 72 amino acids. Gene Ontology annotation, molecular function: G-protein beta-subunit binding. The record is from RefSeq and is a predicted model, not a curated record.